This is a messenger RNA of Elephantulus edwardii (Cape elephant shrew), 1814 nucleotides long. It is a transcript of the gene FMO1, whose product is annotated as flavin containing monooxygenase 1. The record is from RefSeq and is a predicted model, not a curated record. Lineage: Eukaryota; Metazoa; Chordata; Mammalia; Macroscelidea; Macroscelididae. Gene Ontology annotation, molecular function: flavin adenine dinucleotide binding; N,N-dimethylaniline monooxygenase activity; NADP binding. Bases 173 to 1771 code for a protein of 532 amino acids. The transcript is spliced from 8 exons.
CAUUUCUCUUCUCAUAUUCACAUACCAGAGACCAACUCUGUAGGAUUCACACUGAGUAAAUCUUCUAAUCUUCCAAAGGCUUUUUUUCUGGUUUGCUGGAGCAGUCAAGGAUGGGGUGGGGCUUUCAUUUGUGAAUAAAAGCUCUGCUUCGGUUUCCUCUGCACAGGAGAACAUGGCCAAGCGGGUUGCAAUUGUGGGAGCUGGGGUCAGUGGCCUGGCCUCCAUCAAGUGCUGCCUGGAGGAAGGACUGGAGCCCACUUGCUUUGAGAGGAGCGACGACCUUGGGGGGCUGUGGAGAUUCACCGAGCAUGUUGAAGAAGGCAGAGCCAGCCUUUACAAGUCGGUGGUGUCCAACAGCUGCAAGGAGAUGUCUUGCUAUGCAGACUUUCCAUUUCCAGAAGAUUACCCAAACUACAUCCCAAAUUCUCUAUUCCUGGAAUAUCUUAAAAUGUAUGCAGACCGGUUCAACCUUGUCAAGUGCAUUCAAUUCAAGACCAAAGUCUGCAGUAUAACAAAGCGCCCAGAUUUUACUGUCUCUGGCCAAUGGGAUGUGGUCACUCUUCGUGAAGGGAAACAAGAGUCAGCUGUCUUUGAUGCUGUUAUGAUUUGCACUGGUUUUCUUACUAACCCAAAUUUGCCCCUGGACUGUUUCCCAGGUAUAAAUAACUUCAAAGGACAAUACUUUCAUAGCCGACAGUAUAAGCAUCCUGAUAUAUUUAAGGACAAGAGAGUCCUUGUAGUUGGAAUGGGUAACUCUGGCACAGACAUUGCUGUGGAAGCCAGCCACCAGGCAAAAAAGGUGUUCCUCAGCACUACCGGAGGGGCAUGGGUGAUCAGCCGAGUCUAUGAUUCAGGAUAUCCAUGGGACAUGGUGUUCAUGACACGAUUUCAGAACAUGUUCAGAAAUGCUCUUCCAACUCCAAUUGUGUGUUGGCUGCUGGGAAAAAAGAUGAACAGUUGGUUCAACCAUGAAAAUUAUGGCUUAAUUCCAGAAGACAGGGUUCAAUUGAGAGAGCCUGUGUUAAAUGAUGAGCUCCCGGGACGUAUCAUCACUGGGAAAGUGAUCAUCAAGCCAAAUAUAAAGAAAGUGAAGGAAAACUCAGUCAUAUUUAAUAACAUCCCAAAAGAAGAGCCCAUUGAUAUCAUUGUCUUUGCCACUGGAUACACAUUUUCUUUUCCCUUCCUUGACGAGUCCAUAGUGAAAGUUGAAGAUGGCCAGGCAUCUUUGUACAAGUAUAUUUUCCCCACUCAUCUGCAAAAGUCAACUCUAGCUUUUAUUGGAAUCAUCAAACCCUUGGGUUCCAUGAUACCCACAGGAGAAACGCAAGCUCGCUGGGCUGUUCGAGUUCUUAAAGGUGUGAAUACAUUACCACCACCCAGUGUCAUGCUAAAGGAAGUUAAUGCAAGGAAAGAAAACAAACCCAGUGGGUUUGGCUUGUGCUACUGUAAGGCUUUACAGUCAGAUUAUAUCCCAUACAUUGAUGAACUUCUGACCUACAUCGACGCAAAACCCAACCUGUUCUCCAUGCUCCUGACAGAUCCACGUCUUGCUUUGGCUAUGUUCUUUGGCCCGUGCUCACCGUACCAGUUCCGCCUGACUGGCACAGGGAAAUGGGAAGGAGCCAGAAAUGCCAUUCUGACCCAGUGGGACCGAACAUUCAAGGCCACCAAAACUCGAGUUAUACAAGAAUCUUCAUCUACCUAUUCAAACUUACUCAAACUCUUUAGCUUUCUGGCUUUGCUCAUGGCCAUUUUCCUGAUUUUUCUAUAAGUGAAUUAUUUACUAACUGGCACAGAAAAGAUUUAGGGUGCUC